CUCCACGAUUGUGUGAGUGGCGCGCGAGAGAUAGUCCGUUCUGUGCAGAGUCAGGCGGCGAUGCUCCUUUAAAAAGCGUAGUAGUGUUCAUCGAGUGCGCACGCGAGUGACAGACGACAGUACAUUGCGCGGCGAGAGAGCGCCGAAGUUUCGGGAGUGUGACAAGACGCAAAGGGACGCGGUAGAGAAUAAGGUGUGCAUAUAGAGUCGACGCCGCGCACGCGGAUACAAGCAGUACGAUCCCGUGACGACCGCGACAACAGCGAGGACGACGAUUACGUCGGGCGACGGGAUGGUGAUUCGCAGCGGUGGAAAUAUGCUGCCGCAGGCGAGGACGAAGACGACGACGAUGAGCAUGCUGUUCUGCGGCCUGCUGGUGUGCCUCUGCGUCGGGUUCACCCACGCGAGCUUCGCGGCGGUCUUCGAGUCGACACCACCAUCGAGUUCUUACGGAAACGAUCAUGGAGCUCCACGGCUGGAUUUGGAGAGCCUCGAGAGCGGAUAUCACGGUCUGGUCAAGGAGAAUGAAACUCUGGUCGAGGUCACGCCGCAGAUUCGCGCCCUGGGAACGAAGGUCUGCUCUUUCCGCAUCGCGAACAAGCAUCACGGCGAGGCGCCGUUCGAGAUCGUCCUGAAGGAGAAAGGCAUGGCCGAGUUGCGAGCGUUCCGGGUCCUGAAUUGCGAGAAGCGCCGUAAUUACAAGUUCGAUAUCGCCGCAGUCGGCUGCAACGGAGCGCAAUCCGAAAAUGCCACGGUUCAUAUUACGGUGGUUGACGUCAACGAGUACGCGCCGCAAUUCCUGCAGCCGGCCUACGUCAGCACCGUGGACGAGGGACGCCUCUACGAGGAAGUGGUCCGCGUCGAGGCGUCCGAUCGGGACUGCACGCCGAAGUUUGGCGACGUUUGCAAGUACGAGAUCCUCACUGCCGAUCAGCCGUUUAUCAUCGAUAACGAGGGCGCGAUUCGCAACACCGAGCCCCUCGACUACGAGCGCUCGCAUAACUACAUUCUCAGCGUGGUCGCUUAUGACUGCGGCAUGAAGCAGUCGGCGCCGGCAAUGGUGACGGUCAAGGUGAAUCGCGUAUGCGCUCCCGGAUGGCGGGGUAUCCCCGAGAGAGUCGACUACGCCGCCGGAGUAGGCUCGCAGCCUCUGCUACCGUCGGCGCGGCUCGAUCUCUGCGACGCCCCCUGCAUUCUGCGCAACGUACGCGCCACCUUAACUUUGGCCACUGAUCACAUCGGCAAAGGUUGCGACCGCGACACUUACGGAGUUCGCAGCCAGCGAAAGUUAUGCGGCGCCUCGCGGGACAGUGUGGACCUGCUGCCCACACCGGGACCCACGACCUCCUGGACGGCGUCUCUCUCCAGGGAUGAAGGCAGAGAGGCCGAUGAGAUCUUCGAGUUCGACGGCGUGGACUCGGCCGCGAUCGUGCCGAACGACGUGCUGGAGCACAGCCUGGCGCAGAAGUUCACCAUCGGCGUCUGGGUCAAACAUCGACCGCGUCCGCGGCAGGAUCCGCAUGUUAAGGAGCAUAUUUUAUGCGCUGCUGACGAUCACAAGAUGAAUAGACACCAUUACGCCCUGUUCAUAAGGAACUGCAGAUUGAUUUUGCUGCUGCGACGCGACUUCUCUGAGGGCGAUCCCAAUAUCUUCCGCGCCGCCGAAUGGCGCUGGAAGCUCGGCCAGGUGUGCGAUGACAAAUGGCAUCACUAUGCGAUCCAGGUGGAUUUCCCGCGUGUCAAUCUGCUCGUCGACGGCGAGGAGUGGCGCGCCGACGAAAAGAACCCCGAAGUCAUCGACGACUGGCCUUUACACCCGGCCAAGGGCGUCAACACCACCCUGGUGGUCGGCGCGUGCUGGCAAGGCUCCGAGAACAAGACCAAACACCACUUCCGCGGCUACCUCGCCGGUCUGUCCGUUCUGGUCGGCCGAAACGAGAAAUCGGAAGUGCUUUCGUGUCUACGACGCUGCCAGGAAGGCAUCCACGUGCCGCCCAUGGACCUGUUGCAACCAGGUACUCAAUUGCUGACUAAUUCCGACAUGACCGAAGUGCGUAUCGACGGCGAUAAUCGCACAAACGUGGAGACACUGUUGCGUCGCAUCGGCUAUUCCAACACCCGGCGUUUCCCGACGCCCGGUCGCCGUAACUUCCGCCUCGACACGACGAUUGUCUGCGAGGGCAGUGAGAACACGCCUCUGCCGGUGCCGACUGUGCAAUCUUACGUCACCGUACUACCGCCACCGAGACCAGGCAUCACCGUCAACGGCACCGGUUACGUGGCCAGGGAAUACGCAGAUUUCCGGCUGGGAGUGCGCGUGUUUCCGGACGCCCGCGUCACCGCCGGCUCAGCCGCUCGUUUAGACGCCUGCGCCGUCAGCGUUUAUCCGAGUCUCAAUCCGGAUCACGAAAGUCUGGGAUUACCCGGCGACGCCCUAUUGGCGUUCCAUGACAUCUCCGCCCGCGUCGACCGGGACGGCGUUGUUCUCUCGGGCGCAGACUCGCCCUACAACUACCAGCAACUCAUCCGUCUCAUCAUGUAUACGAACCGCAAGCCGGCUUACUAUCUCGAUCGCGUCUUCAAACUUACCUGCUCCGAACUGAGCGGUCGGUUUGCCAGCAACGAGUACGUUCAGACGUUGGCCGUGAUCCAUCCCAAGGAGAAGACGACCGUCGCGCCGCACACGACGCCCGGUGAACCGCCCAUUGCCAGAAUUAUCGAGCCGGCACCGGGUCACGCGCAGCUUUCGCAGCACCACGCCGACGUGUCGGACGAAUACGCCACAGCCGCGCUUCGCGAAGGCAGCAAAAGCACCAGCGCCGGCCACAGCCACGCCGUGACAAUCGUUGCCGCCGCCUGCAUCGGCUUCUUGCUGCUAAUGGCGGUGGUGGGCGCCGCGCGGGUCCGCGGAGCGGCCAAGCGACGACGAUCCGCCGGCGACGAGCUCGCCGCCGAGACCGAGAUGGCCUGGGACGACUCGGCUCUCGCCAUCACCGUGAACCCGAUGGACAGGUUGACGGAGCAGGAACAGCCCCACCAGAGCCCGCGGGACGAAGACGUGGACGACUCCGGCAGCUCCGACUCCGAGGAUGGCUCGUUCCGGGACGACGAUCUCGAUAGCUCCGACUGCGAGAACGACUGCGACCUCAGCAACGAUCGACAUCGCAGUCACAAUGCGCCGCACGAUCUGGAGUGGGAUCAUCGUGACGUUUAAAUUACAUUACUAUCUCUACACUGAGCAUUCACACAUCCCCCUUUUCUUCGCGUGGCAUUGAGAGGAGUACUGGCCGCGUGCCGCUUUCUUCCGCAAAAUUGCUCCGUCGUAUAACCGUUCUCCUCGGGAUGCGCGCGAUACGCCCGUAUUACGGACACGUUUCGGAAGCAUGCCGCGAAGAAGCUAUCAUCGGUUUCGCGAGCUCGUUCUAUAGAGUUUCGGAUCAUUGUCUACGGAUGUCUCUGGUCGAACGCGAUUUGCACCGGACAGAUCGACUUCUCGAGGAGGUUCCCUCCUCGCGCAUCAGAUAUCACGACGCGUCGUUAAGAGAUUAGAAUAUUUACUACACUUUCGAAUCUUAGAAUAUAGUGUAUUAAAAUUUUAACAUUCUUAAGCUGCUCCGCACACCGCUCGAUCGAUUCUCUAAACGAUUAUUAUCUCUAAAUGUAUCGCGCGAGAGCGUUAUCGUAUUACAUCCGUCCCCCUUCCCUUUGUAGACGACGUCGGUAUAAUUAAUAAAGUAAAAAAACAAACAAUAAAGAGGAAACGACAAAACGGCAUUCAGUUAGUACUCGUCUUGAGCGCCAAGGAAAAGCUGUAAGAGUGCGGGACGCUUUACCGAGUAGUUGAAACUCUUUCUACCUACGAACACACGUCGUUGAUGUUUGGUAGAAUCGAAAAAUACACACGCAAGAGAUACUUAAACAUCGCCGGGAAUAUUUCCGACGACGGAGUAUUCACGACAGUUAUUAAUUUAUAUUCUUGACUCAUCAUUGGUAGUAUUUAGGACAAGGGGACUUUUUUCUUUUAUACUCCUAAUUAUCUCUCCUCCUUUUUACUCUAUUCUACGGUUAUCGCUAUUUUAUUGUACUAACGCUACGAUCAUAGCUACUUUAUCGAUAGUUGUUUUCGUUAUUAUUAUUACUAUUACUAUUACUAUUAUUAUUAUUAUUAAUAUUAUUAUUAUUAUUAUUGUAAUUAUAGGCAGGAUGGCCCAGUAGCAUAGUUUUUAAAUGCAAUACAGUGCUGAGCCGACUCUUAUUCUUCCUCGUCUUCUCGGCUAAACUCUGUUAUUCUCUAAGGCCCACACGCAUUUGAUCUCAUGAAUAAAAUUCUCUCGCAAUAAUUGUGUCUUUCGUAUUUCGAUCAAAAGCGUUCACGGACACGAGCUGAUGUAAACGAAAUCAGCGGCUAAAAUGCGCGUGGUAGAUAAAAGCUGCUUGCUUCGGUAUAGCACGGGCUGAGCCUGGGCCACACGAUACUUGCCCAUUUUUCCAUUUCUACUUUUAAGUCGAGAUGUUUCGCCUUCGAUCCUUUUUUUUUUUUGUAUGAUGUUUCUUCCUGGUCGAUCUACAGAGAAGAUAAAAAUUUAAAAAAAAAAAAGGAAACGUUAGUAAGGACAUUGCCGCGCAUUAUAUGAUAGUGCUUCGACGUUAACAUAAUCGGUACAGCAUCAUAUCCGUAUAUGUGUGUGCGCGCGUACACAUGCGGAAGCGGCCGUAAAGCGACGCAUACUCGGGGACCCAUUAGUCUGUGAACACUCGGAAAAAAAUUCAACAUUUGGCAAGAGAACAAUCUACACGCGAGCGGAUGCUUCAUAUGUUACGUAAUUUUGCCCGGUAUAAAUAUUCAUUUCUAAUUAUAAUUGAAGUUAUCUGACACGUGAAGAAUCGGCUUCUAACGUGGAUCAUUUUCCCUUUGUCCGAAGUUUCUCUGAUUUUCCCACAAGUGUUCACGGAUUAAGCAGCAGGCUGCCCGUGAGUGAUUAUGUGCGCGCGACACGCACAUACUCUACAUACACAUAUGUACGGCGUCCAUUCAUUAUUCUGUGGUGAGAGUUUGUCUCGCAAACUAGCAGACGAUUAUUCUAAAAUAAUGCGCAGCGGCUGGAGGAGCCAUCGAGCGUGCUUCUCUCGCUUUUUUCCCCGACACUAGACGCGUUGUAUUGUGCAAUCGCUCUUUUCACAGAGAAAACUGAUUUUUACGUGCCUUUUUAAGCAGCAGUAGUUGACGUUGAAUUCUCUGCUCGUACGUAUAUUUUAAUAGAGUAUCUCAGGCCGCGUUUUUUCGUCAGUGUCCCGUCGACGUCGAUGGGUUCCGUAUUUUCACGUAUCGUUAUCGAGAGUCUUUCGCGAUAGCGCAGUUUUCGAAUACGAUAAACGGUAAAAGUUUCACGUUGUCUCCGCGCGACGGCUCCCAUCGUAAACUUUUGCAAUCGCUGUUUUGAUGCGAUCUCGACUCGUCACCGCGUACUCGAAAUGCGCUAUUGCGAAAAGUUCCGAUUGUAUUUUAGACGUUUAUCGUUAAACGGCUGUUAGGAGUUAAGAAUUGGACGCGUUCAUCCGGGCGACGUCGCGCUCACGCCGGCGGCUCGCGGAGCGUUUCCGCUCGGUGCGACGCGCCGUCGUCCGGCGGGCCGUCACGAGUCUAUCGGCGCGGCACAAUGCCUGUCGAUGGUCUCGUGUCGGAGAACGCGUCGCCAUACGUGCAAUGAUCCCAUCGCAGGGUACGUUAACUCUCUCUCGCACUCUCUCUCUUUCUCUUUCGUCGAAAUGGUGACACGACGACUGCGCAUUCGGUAUCGUCAACUCGCCGCAAAGUAAUGAACGGAUCCUCCCCCCCGUGUGUGUGUAUGUGUGUGUGUGUAUGUCUGUUUUUGCGUAAAUCUAGAAAUUAUACCGAAUCGUUCGGCGGAGGCACCUAGUACCGGAGAACUCGCGUACGGAUAUAUCUAUAUUCAUAUAGGGAGAAGUAAAAAAAAAAAGAACUAUGAACAAUUUAUUUUUCCAACGAGCAUAUCAUAUCAUUUUUAUAAGGUAUUCGUCGGUACACGUUUUUUGGGAAAAAAACUUUCAUCAAUGAGCGAACAUCCCGCAACGGCGAUCCGCGGUUGCGAAAACAUACGUCACUUUGCCCGUAUAAAGAGAAAAAGAAAAUACGCAAUUUCUUUCUCGUCUCAAGGGAUAGAUUUAUUUUUUCUUUUUCAACUUAUCUCCGUUCCGAUUAGAACGAUAUACCCUCACUUACGCAUUUCUCCGAUUCGCGCGAAAGCAGAUACUUUGCGAAGAAUUCGGAUUGUUCUUAAACGAGAAAGCGGAGGUCGAUGACUCUGAAACAGAGAGAGAAAAAUAUACAAAUCGUCGAUCGUUUAUCUGUUCCUGAUAAUACCAGAUCGCAUAUACACUUAUACAUAUACGUAAAAUGCCGGUGUGUACGCUUGCUUUUGUACCGUUUUUCCUUUUUAGCGUUUUUCCUAACGCCGAUUUAUUAUAUUGCAAGCGCGAAUCUUAUCGUAAUGUAAUCUCGUAUUUUAUAAAGAUCAUAAUUAUACGACGUAAUUGCAUCGUCACAUAGGACAGGAAAGUAUCAAUGAAAUCAACUAAACACUCCAUGUGGAAGUGUCCGGAAAAUCGAACGGAGUCGAAGAAAGGAUCUGGCCUUUAUGAGUGUGUCUAAAUUAGCUUACGUAAAUGUACACACACACGUUAAUAUAUGCGUUAAUCUACGAACACACAAGCGUUCGUAAGUGCAUGGUGAAUUAUACAGUUUGGGACAUAUGGAAUUUCCUAUUUCGUUUGAUCGUCAUACACGCGAUACAUUGUAACAAUACUCGAUCAUCGUAUAUUACGGUAUCGUAAUGACAUCUUUAAAUGCAUUACGAUGUCGAAUAUGAUGAGAUCUCAAAAGAGCCCGUAAAAGUUGAAAUGAAAAAGGUCUCUUGCAAAAAGUAAUUCUGCUCGAUAAUCACGUGAGGGAUCCCUUAUUUAAACAGUUUUUCGUUGAUCUCGACAUUGUCGUCUAUUUUUGUAUUUUUUAUUUGAAAAGUUAUUCUCACAGAGUUUAUGAGUUGUUUUAGCAUCUAGAAAAAAUAUACUUUAUGAGUCUUGCUUUAAUAUCUAAAAAAUAUAUUCCUCGAAUAAACAUUUUGAUUCUGAUUUUGAAAUUAACACCCAUAUAUAACAAAAUAAAGUUUUGAAAAAAGAUGACAUUUAAAUUAUAUAUAAAAGAUGAGAUAUUUGAAAUUCAAGUGCGGCGUAAUUUAUUCAAUCAAUAAACACUGCUUUAUAAGGGAUAUCCCAAUCAGCUGUUUGCUGGCACUUUUUGAUAUUCCGAGCGAAGCAUUGGGAAAUUAAAAGUCUCUUUCGAUCAAUAAUCAAGAAAUCAACAAGACGGAAAAGACGCGAUUUGGAACACGCGAGUCUAAUCGGGUGCGCGCACCUACUCUAGAGAUGUACUUAAUUAUUGAUUAAUGGGAAACGGAAAAAAAACUAUGCAGAACAAAACCAACUAGAUGAUACUAUUAUAUAAUAUAUAUACAUAAAAAAAAUAUAUCUAAGCUGUUUGCAAAUGAUGAUAUAAAGAAGGGAGCAGGAAAGAGAAGGGAAAAAGGUAAUGAGAAUUUGUAAUGUAUUAUUGUGUAUUUUGUAGGCAGCUAGAGCGUGUACGUAUACAUAUGCACAGGUAUCGCCCCGGUGUACGUAUGUAUAUUUACGUAUAUAAAUAUACAUACUCUCCCUAUCCCAUCCCUCGUCUCACUUAUAUACACUUACAUAUACGCGUGCCGUUUUGCCUAAAAACGGUCAGAGGAAUAUUUUGGAUUUUACGAGAAGAAUGGGAGAGCGCUCGGAAAAGCCGCCGGGGGCUGCAACACACGCCGGAUCACAUUUUCCGAAUCUCCGAAGGAAAACCCCACUCGUCUGUCCGACGAAGCGAGGGGCAUUCUCUUCGGGGCGCAUAUUACACAUCACCGACGCGUAUCGACUUUUACACAGACACACCGACGUAUCUCGAUGCGACGACAUGUGAAACCGUGCAUGUAUAGACGCGCGCGUAUAAAACGAGAAAUUAUAACGCUUCGCGGAGCGAACGCUCGUGCCAUUCGUCUGAUCCCCCGCUUUCAGAGCUUGUCUUCUCUUUUGGAGCCAGCGAAUGGAAAUGUAAAAAGAUAGACAUUCAUCUUACAGCUAUUCAGAGACAGAGCGAGAGAUUUAGCGGUGCGGUAAAAAUUUUCCCUCUGAUAGCUCCGGAACGUUCGCUAAUGAAAUUUGUUUGAAUUUUUGAUUGAUGCACGUUACGCAAUUACGCGAACAGUUCGAUUGUAAUUGAUGUAACUGAUUGAUUUCGGCGAAACAAAUCCAAAUGGAAAGUACGAAGCUCGUUAACCGAGAUCGGAAUAUAUAUUUUCGCGAGCGAUUCGUUCUCUCAUAUUUCUGAUAUUGGAAAGCGCGACUAAGCCAGUAUAUUAAACGGGUAUAAUGAAAAGUAUAUUAUAUUUCUCAUUAUCGAGCAAUCACUCCAGAACUUCGUUAUUAUUUCUCGUUAUAUAACGACGCUCUAAAGAAAAAAAAAGGAGAGAACACAAAGAAAUGGCGCGUAAUAACGUUACAAACGUUAACAAUAAAAAGUAAACGAUAAAUUGCACGGCGACGGUGUAAUGAGUGAAAUAAUCAAUUACUGAUUAGCUAGGCAGUAAUGGAAUAUCAUUACGUGCCGACUAAAUUCCCUCCCAUCGCAGAUUGAUUGUGUGUUAACUAAUAAGAUUAAGUAAUAUAGUACAGUUAAGGAAUUUAAUUAUUAUGGAUAAAUAAAUAAAAAAAAUACUAUCUGUAUGCUAAGCACACACAUUUCAAGCCGUAACGUGACGUAUGGCUAAAGGCAAUGUUUAUGACUUAAACGAGUCUUUAAUUUUAAUGUGACACACUGAGUUACUCGGCGCGUCUGCACCGCGACGCACAGAAACGUCAAAUUACCUUGUUAACUCUGCAAACUGAAAGAUCGUUCAAGAGACAAAAAAUGGAGUAUUAGCAAUAGCAUAACUAUACACAUGUACACGACACAAGAUCACGCGCGGCCGCAUAUACACGCUGCACAGGCUAGGAAAAAUGAAAUACUAUCUAUAACGACAUUAUAAAUAACAUUAAGACGUCAACUGUAUUUGUUUAAUAAAGAUGUACAUU
This is a messenger RNA of Linepithema humile (Argentine ant), 9171 nucleotides long. It is a transcript of the gene Cals, whose product is annotated as calsyntenin-1. The record is from RefSeq and is a predicted model, not a curated record. Gene Ontology annotation, biological process: positive regulation of synaptic transmission; homophilic cell-cell adhesion; positive regulation of synapse assembly. NCBI's taxonomy places the organism in Eukaryota, Metazoa, Arthropoda, Insecta, Hymenoptera, Formicidae. Gene Ontology annotation, molecular function: amyloid-beta binding; kinesin binding; calcium ion binding. Gene Ontology annotation, cellular component: postsynaptic membrane; cell surface.